UAUGAGCGAGUGACUUUGUUACGGUUACGAAUGUUGGGUAAUAAAAACGACCUUUCUUGAAUCAAAGGACGUCCUCAAUCCAGAAUGUACCUUAUAGUGUGAACACGCAGUAGCAGUUUUUCCUAAGGUGGCCAGACUUUCACUGUGGAAAAAGAGGCGCGGCACCAUCACAAGAAGCUUCCCUCCCAACUAAAACACAGUUACCCCCUGGACAUAGGCAGCACUGGAGAUCAUGGAAGCCCCUCAAUAGAUUACAAACAGAGGUGGGAUGGAGACUCCUGGCUUUAAAAAGGUAGUAUCAUCUCAAGGGGACUAAUGGCAGGCAGUCUGUGGACCUCAAAUGUGGACACUUGAUGGUGCAGUGACCAGACUUCUAGCAUAUCUGGCUAUUAUUGCGGUCUUUCUCAUCGCCGUUGGAUCUUUUGACACGUUGGUCUACGGACUGAGCUUUGCUGGGUGGAUCUUCUACGGUAGUGCCGUGCUGGCCGUCCCGAUACUCCGGUACCGUCUACAUCAGUGUAUCUGGGUACCCAUGAUCUUCGUGGUUGUUGUAUUCAUCACCGCCUGUUACCUCGUUGUGUCUCCCUUCAUUAAUGGUCCAGGAAUGGAAACUAUCUACGCAUGUCUCUUCAUCUUCUCUGGUCUUAUCUUCUAUUUCCCUUUCGUCCACUUCAAGUACCAUCCAAAAAUAAUGGAUCACAUAACUAUGUUUCUGCAGCUGGCGGGGAAAACUCGUAAAACAAGGGGCUGCACACUCCAAAUAAUACGGAAAGCAUUGCGAAAGUUCCGUUGGUUAUUGCCGUGAUGCGUGUGUGUACGUCGUGUAGCUAGGACGGUGGUUAACAAAAACACAACCACUAGAACUCGCAUUUUUCAAGCAUUUUCAAUAUUUAAAGCUCAGAACAACAUGCAGCAUCUCCAGAUGUCUUCUUUUGCACUUUGACCUCUUGAAUGAUAGUGCAAUUCACAACUCA
This is a messenger RNA of Asterias rubens (European starfish), 974 nucleotides long. Its product is annotated as b(0,+)-type amino acid transporter 1-like. Gene Ontology annotation, biological process: amino acid transmembrane transport. The coding region runs from base 341 to 805 and encodes 154 amino acids. The transcript has 8 exons. The record is from RefSeq and is a predicted model, not a curated record. Gene Ontology annotation, molecular function: L-amino acid transmembrane transporter activity. Lineage: Eukaryota; Metazoa; Echinodermata; Asteroidea; Forcipulatida; Asteriidae.